AUUUUGUAACAUUUGACUCAGAAACCCACCCAAACCUCGAAACUUAUUGUGUUUAGGUAUUUCUGGAGCCAAUUAUCUGCUUCAAACUCGAAGCUAUUGCAAAGCUGUGCAUUUUCUUCUAUACUUCAAAACCAGUGAAGCAAUUGCGAUUAACGCUAGCUAUUAAUUGACAUCUUAUAAAGAAAACCUAAACCUAAUUUUUAGUUCCCUCCUCCAACUAUCCUGUAUCAACCACCGCCGACCUCCGCCCCAAAGCGGCAUUCAUCUGUGAGAGGACAUCAAGAGUCUGUCCACUUCAUUCACUUACCUUCUCAGUUCGUCAAUUUUACCAGUUUUUCCAUAUUCAGGGAUGGUGGGUUUAUCUCUUGGAGAAAAACAUUUCAUACAAGGUGGCAUUGCUCAUGAUCUUCGAUGUGAUGGUAGAAAGAGGUUGACAUAUCGACCAAUCUUGGUUGAAACUGGAGUGAUUGCCCAGGCAAAUGGUUCAGCUCGAGUCAGAAUGGGUGCCACAGAUGUCAUUGCCAGUAUUAAGGCUGAACUUGGAAAGCCAAGCUUGUUGCAACCUGACAAAGGAAAAGUCUCUAUAUAUAUUGAUUGCAGUUCGACUGCAGAGCCUGCAUUUGAGGGUAGAGGAGGUGAUGAGUUGGCAGCAGAACUGUCAAAUGCUCUUCAACACUGUCUCUUGGGUGGUAAAAGUGGAGCAGGUGCCGGAAUUGACCUUUCAUCACUUAUUGUCGUCGAAGGAAAAAUUUGUUGGGAUCUUUACAUUGAUGGGCUUGUUGUUAGUUCAGAUGGAAAUGUGUUGGAUGCUCUAGGCGCUGCCAUUAAGGCUGCUUUGUGCAAUACAGGUAUUCCAAGAGUUCAAGUUGCUGCUGGAACAUCAAAUGACGAGCAACCAGAAGUUGAUGUAAGCGAUGAGGAGUUUCUGCAGUUUGACACAUCUGGAGUCCCUGUCAUAGUUACACUAACUAAGAUUGGGAGGCACUAUAUUGUGGAUGCAACAUCAGAAGAGGAGUCACAAAUGAGCUCUGCUGUUUCCAUCUCUGUUAAUAGGCAAGGGCACAUCUGUGGCAUAACCAAACGAGGAGGUGUAGGGCUGGAUCCAAGCAUCAUUCUUGAUAUGAUAUCCGUUGCUAAGCAUGUGAGCGAGCAAUUAAUGAACAAAUUGGAUUCAGAAAUUGCUUCUGCUGAAGCUGAAGAGGAGUCAUGACAAUGAAGAACAUGGUGAUACUUAGGACAAUAUGUUGUAACUUGGUAACUGAGUUGAGAUUAAAUCUUUUAAGUGUGGUAUGCGGUCCUGAGUUUAGCUUUGAGAUGACUGUUUAAUGCCAUGCAAAGUUUCAACUUGCACAAACAGUUACAUGCUAACAUUAAAGAUUGACAUGGCUCGC
Molecule: messenger RNA, 1391 nt
Organism: Vigna unguiculata (cowpea)
Lineage: Eukaryota; Viridiplantae; Streptophyta; Magnoliopsida; Fabales; Fabaceae
Biological process (GO): TRAMP-dependent tRNA surveillance pathway; exonucleolytic trimming to generate mature 3'-end of 5.8S rRNA from tricistronic rRNA transcript (SSU-rRNA, 5.8S rRNA, LSU-rRNA); U1 snRNA 3'-end processing
Cellular component (GO): cytoplasmic exosome (RNase complex); nuclear exosome (RNase complex)
Molecular function (GO): mRNA 3'-UTR AU-rich region binding
Source: RefSeq, a predicted model, not a curated record